Messenger RNA from Eupeodes corollae, 518 nucleotides. RefSeq names its product vasotab-like. Lineage: Eukaryota; Metazoa; Arthropoda; Insecta; Diptera; Syrphidae. Bases 115 to 366 code for a protein of 83 amino acids. The record is from RefSeq and is a predicted model, not a curated record. Gene Ontology annotation, molecular function: protein binding. The transcript is spliced from 3 exons.
UUCAUUAAAAAAAUGAAAUUGUAAAUCAUAGCAAAAAUCUCCCUAUAAAAACAAAAAUAUUGCUGUUGUAAAAUUAAUUCGUUUCCAGUGUUAAACUAAACAACUCUUAUAAAAAUGAAAUUUUUAAUCUUUGUGCUUUUUGCUCUUGCGUGCUUAUUAGCUGUUUCUAAUGCACAAAAGAAGAAAUGUGAUCGUAUCUGUACGCAACAAAUUCAACCAUGUUGUGCAACAAAUAAUAGAGGAAGAACCUACCGUAGAUUCUCGAAUAGUUGUUAUUUGGCUAUUGCGAACUGCCAAACCAAUAAUUCCUAUAAGAGAGUCGAUUUGAGUAGGUGUCAAAGGUAUCUAAAUCCUAAUCCAAAGUAAAAACCAAGGCCAAAAGACGUAACCUGACAAUCCUUUCUGAAAAGUGUAUACAAAUAAAUAAAUGCAAAAAUAUUAAAUUUGAAAAGAAUUAUGAUCUAAAAAUUUGUCAAUGAAUCAUCAGUUUUAAUUAAAAAUUAACGUACACACUCUAA